Messenger RNA from Fusarium fujikuroi IMI 58289, 588 nucleotides. RefSeq lists its product as uncharacterized. Lineage: Eukaryota; Fungi; Ascomycota; Sordariomycetes; Hypocreales; Nectriaceae. The record is from RefSeq and is a predicted model, not a curated record. The transcript has a single exon. The coding region runs from base 1 to 588 and encodes 195 amino acids.
AUGCUCUCGUGGUUUACCACCAAGAAGACCGUUGUUCGCAACCGCGAGCUCGGUCCCGGCGGUGUCCACCUCAAGGACUACGGCAUUCCCGGUCGUAUCAACCUUGUCGAGGCCCUUUCUGACAUGGCCGAGGAAGAUGAUCGGGCCUCUGAUCAUCUCGAUGACAAUGAUGUCUGGAUCGACUUGGAUGCCCAGAAGGACACCAUCAAGGCCGCCCUUCAGCCCAAGUCUAACGUCAAAGUCAAGUCUGACGUCCAAGUCACUGUCGAGGCAACUGACGAAAUGGUCAAUGAACUUCAAGCUUGCAUCAUUGACGAUUACUGGACUGAGGAGGGGAUUCAACGCCGAGCUGUGGCCGCUCUCAAUGACUCGGUUGUGAACUGGUUGGAGGGCAUUGACGAGUCCAACGACACAUCUGAAGAUGAGCACUCGGUCUCCUCAAAGGAGUCUUUUGGCGCCAAGGCCAACAUCUACCAGCUCCCCAAGUUUGAGACCUUCCAGAAGACCAAGUUCAACGGUCCCGUCUUUGACAAUGAGAAACGUCUUACUGCUUACAACGACCGCAUCCUUUCCUCCGCAGUCUUCUAG